UUUACCUACAGCGACCAAACCGCCCGAGAGGCUGGUGCUCGUCUGGUCAAAAGCCAGUCGUAUAGUUGAGCUCGCCGUAAGCUACACGGAAUCUCUUUUCGAAAACAAAGUUACAGUACCUGAUGGAAGAUGAAGGGCGUUCUGGUGAUGAUAUUCGCCCGGUUGGUCAUGGGAUACGGCUUUGAGGCAGAGGACUAUGCCGCACACAUUCUGCAGCACGUGAAACCCCGUGUGUCCGAGUCAGUGCAGCAACAGGCAGCACUGGAAGUUAUUGCCCGGAUCUUGCCUCAGCAGCAAGCGCAACUGUUCCGCGUACGAGUGGAUAGUUCUAUGGAAAGAAAUUCGUUUCAUGUGUUUAAAGGGGAAGAAGCACCCGAUCCAUCGGUGGUACAGAUCACAGCAUCCAGUGGUGUCGCAGCUACAAAAGCGUUCUACCAUUAUCUGCGAUACUGGUGCCGGGUGUUGGUGGCCUGGGAAGGUAGUCAGCUGAAUCUGCCGCCAGAACUUCCAUCCGUCAAUGUGAGCGUUACGGCGCCUAGCAGUAUUGUGUACUAUCAGAACGUGUGCACCUGGUCGUACUCCUUCACCUGGUGGAGUUGGCCACAGUGGCGCAAGCACAUCGACUGGAUGGCACUGCAGGGCAUAACACUCAGCUUAGCACCAUUCCAGGAGGACCUUUGGACGGAUGUCUAUCUCCAGUACAAUCUCACCCGUUCCCAGAUCGACGAUCAUCUGGCCGGGCCCGGAUUCUUCGCCUGGCAGCGUAUGGGCAACAUCCGUGGCUGGGGUGGACCAUUAACGGCAAGCUUCACCCACUUUGCCCACACGCUUCAGACGCGUGUAGUGGCCGAGAUGCGGCGCCUCGGGAUGGCUGUAGCACUGCCAGCUUUCGCCGGACAUUUGCCAGUGCAGUUCCGUACCCUGUACCCGAACGUAUCGUUCGCGAGCGUGUCCGUGUGGAACAACUUCCCGCCGCAGUACGCUAGCCCACUGUUUCUGGCUCCCACCGAGUCACUGUUUGCGGAGAUUGGAUCACGGUUUCUGAGGCGUGCGAUCGCCACGUACGGUACCGAUCAUGUCUACUUUAGCGAUCCGUUUAACGAAAUUAAUCCAGCUCAAACGAGCGGCAGGUACUUGUCGAGUGUGUCCGGGGCGAUAUACAGCGCAAUGACGCAGGUAGAUCCGGACGCGAUCUGGCUGCUGCAGGGCUGGAUGUUUGUGAAGAAUCCGUUCUGGAGUGAUCGUGCUGUUAGAUCGUUCCUGUCGGCGGUACCGCUUGGUCGGAUGCUUGUGCUGGAUUUGCAGUCGGAGCAGUAUCCACAGUACGUGCGGACCGCGUCCUAUGCCGGGCAACCGUUUAUCUGGUGCAUGCUGAGCAACUUCGGAGGAACGCUAGGCAUGCUCGGUUCGGUCGAGAACGUGCACCGAGGUAUUCGGGAGGCAAGAGGCAAUGGGUCGUACACGCUGCUCGGUACAGGUAUCACACCCGAAGGAAUCAAUCAAAACUAUGCGCUGUACGAGUUUGCACUCGAGAUGGGAUGGAAUGCGGAGCUGGACAGCACGGAGCAAUGGUUCGAUGAGUAUGCUGAGGCUCGGUAUGGAAAUGAUACUGGAGACGGGUUGGCAAAAGCACAGCAGGCGUGGAGCAUCUUCCGCGGUACGGUGUACGCGUUCGAGGGUCUUGAGCUAAUGCGCGGCAAGUACACGUUCAAUCGUCGUCCAAGCUCCAAAAUAAAACCCUGGGUAUGGUACAACGUGACGACCUUCAAUCAAGGCGCGGAACUUCUCCUAUCAUUCGCCGAAGCAUCACCUUGCAAUCACCUUUGCCAGUACGAUCUCGUCGAUGUAACCCGCCAGUGUCUGCAAAACACAGCCGACGCACUCUAUCUCACCCUGAUGGACAACUUCAAGCAGCGCAACAUUAUGCUGUUCCGUAAGCACUCCUCACUGUUGCUACAACUACUGGCCGAUCUCGACCAGCUCCUGCUUACCGAAGAGCACUUCCUGCUAGGGCCGUGGCUCGAAUCAGCCAAAUCGUUCGCAGAAACGAGCCUCGAACGGCACAAGUACGAGUAUAACGCACGCAUCCAGAUCACGCUCUGGGGUCCCCAGGGCCAGAUAGUCGAUUACGCCAACAAGCAGUGGGCCGGCAUGGUGCACGAUUUCUUUCGCGCACGGUGGCGUGUGUUUCUGAACGAGCUUGAGCAGGCGCUCGCAUCGAACGGGUCGAUAAACGAUCUCAAGAUACGGGACAAGAUAUUUCGCACCGUUGAGCUACCGUUCGUGGCGGACCGGAAAAGGUACGCAACUCAGCCGACGGGUGAUACGUUGCGCACAGCACGGACAUUGUACGAUCGGUGGACUAAAGUUGUGCCAACGUUGAGGGAAGUGCCCGUUAAUCCUACCCGUCGCAAAUCGGAGAAACAUAGGCGGAAUAAAUGGUUUGAUUAAACUGUC
Molecule: messenger RNA, 2457 nt
Organism: Anopheles stephensi (Asian malaria mosquito)
Lineage: Eukaryota; Metazoa; Arthropoda; Insecta; Diptera; Culicidae
Gene: Naglu
Product: alpha-N-acetylglucosaminidase
Exons: 4
Coding region: 130-2451 (773 amino acids)
Source: RefSeq, a predicted model, not a curated record